Pocillopora meandrina is the source of this 4205-nucleotide messenger RNA. The record is from the annotation of a GenBank genome assembly. NCBI's taxonomy places the organism in Eukaryota, Metazoa, Cnidaria, Anthozoa, Scleractinia, Pocilloporidae.
UAACAGAGAUCAGCGGAUUUAUUGAAUGGGUAUGUAAUUCAUGUCAAGAAUGUCAACAGGAAUCAACUUUGUUACAUAAUCACCCGAGUCAUGGACUCGAAGCGUAAAAUGAAACGAUCUGGAAAUAUUCAAGAACCAAGUAGCAUUACAGAUGGCAGUGAGUCUGGAAGUAUGUUGUUACGGGUUCAACAUGCUCAGUCGUUGCUCACAGCCCUAGAAAACAUGCGAAGACAGGAAGAACUGUGCGAUGUGGAACUCGUUGUGGCCGGUAGAGAAAUCAAAGCACAUCGUGUUAUUCUAGCCGCUGUAAGUCCUUAUUUCAAUGCCAUGUUUACGAGUGAUGUUGUAGAAAGCAAACAGAAGGUCGUGCAUUUAAACGAUCUGGAGCCUUUGGCAGUUCAGACGGCGGUGGAAUUUGCUUAUGUAGCUAGAGUCAACAUAACGGUUGACAAUGUCCAGUCACUUUUGACUGUCGCGACUUUGCUGCAAAUGGACACUUUGACGGAAAAGUGUUGCUAUUUUUUAGAGAAUGAACUCCAUCCUUCAAACUGUCUCGGUAUACGGCGUUUUUCCGAGAAUCACGGCUGCUUUAUGCUCAGCAAAACAGCCUACGAGUAUACUUUGCGAAAUUUCAACCACACUACACAAAUGGAAGAGUUCUUUCAAUGUCCUUUAGAGGAAGUUCUUAAACUACUGAGUGAGGACUCUCUGUAUGUGCGGCACGAGGAAGAAGUGUACGAAGCUGCUUUACGAUGGGUGAACUACAAGAAACACGAAAGACUCAAGGCAGUUCCCCAAAUAGCUGAGACGAUCAGGUUCCCCUUGAUGGCUUGGGAGUUCCUUGUAACAAAGGUAUUGGAUGAUGGAUUUAUCUCCAGCAAAGGCGACAGCUGUCAUCUAUUUGAGGAGGCCAGGAUGUACCAUCUGUGUCCUCAGUUGCGAAGUGACAUAAAAUGUGGCAGCCGAUUUCGGCCACGGAAAUUGUAUGGUCAGGCAGAGUGGAUAUAUGUUAUGGGUGGGGAAAUUAAUCCUGGUGAGCAUAAAAUUAAUUUUCAGCCCUGGCCCGGGUUGUUCAAAGCUGGGUUAAGAUAACCCAGGGUUAGUGUGAAAUUUGAGUGCAGUUCUGAAGGCUUUAAAAGAAAAUUCAGUUCAAAUAUUUUUGCUUGCAACUUGAUCAUUGAAUGUUCUGGAAAGGAAUGGGGAAACUCUAGCCUAAAAUACUUUUGAACAAAGAAAUAAAGAAACUUGUAUUAAAAUUUAAUCCUGGGUUAGCACUGAUUGACCUUCAAACAACUGGGUGCUGGUCUUCUCCUAGUGUGAAAAAAAAAAAGAGUUGAAGUGAGAAUCUUUUUUUUGCAUAAUUUUUGAUGCCUCUUUGCCAGCAUAUAUGGAUGUUGCAAAAAAGUUUUCUUUUGAAUUAUGGUGAAAUUUAUAAACUUCAAACUCAUUUAAGUUGUCUGUUCAUGGUGCCCUACCAGUUUAAGCAAAUGUUUUGUAUAUGGGGUUAGUUUUUAAACAUCUGUAGAGCUGUGUUGAAGUGGGAAGGGAGAAUCUUGCAAGUUGAUUUGGUUUCAUCCACUGGGUUGAUAAUGUAAAUUAGCCAAUGUAGAAAAUUUCUAAAGCUGAUGUCGGAAGAUUAAUACUCAAACGUUAGCUUUAGAGACUCUUUAUGGUGGCCAAUGUCAUUAACACUUUGGUAAGAGGGUGCUUAAUCAAGGGAGAAGGGGAUGCACUUAUUAUUUCUCCUGUGCUGAUUCCACUUUAGUUGAAGCUUCAAAAGGUAGAAAUUUUGAGGCAAUACAAAUGGCUUAUCCUUGGAUCCCUACUGUUUAAGAAAGUGAGGGUGGAGGGGGGUGUUUACUCAAGAGAGGCACUUGUUGACAUUUCAGCUCAGGGGGGUGGGGGUGGUGCUUAUUAGAGCAUGGGUGCAUAUAUAAGGAAAUAAGGUAACUUCAGGGGAACUUAAAUGCCACCUUAUCUCCUACAAUGCUAUGCUUUUAAUCAAUUUACUUUAAGUAGUCUCUGUAUUUUGGUUUUUAUUAUUGUUCUGUUAAAAAUUUCUUAUCUUGGUUUAUUAAUUAUGGCUACUACCCAAUGACAAUUUUAAGGGCGAUGCACAAUGAGAACUGUAGAAAAGUACAACCCUACAUCAAACACAUGGUGUGAAGUAUCAUCAAUGUCAACCCCUCGCCGAGGACUGGCUGCAGCUAUUUUAGAUGGUAUUCUGUAUGUUGUUGGUGGAUCAGAUGGCAUAGCUGCCUUGAAUCAGGUAUUGAUCAUCAUUAUUAGCCAGUUUCUGUAUGUAUAAGGGUGACUAACAGUACAUUGAAAAGGCUUUGAUCUUGCUGAAUUGUAAUACAAUUGAAUUGUAUUGCAAUCUCAAAUUUUGGUCAGUCUUUGUGAUAUGUCUUAAAAGUUCAUUUUUAGUGCAUUUUAUUUUGGUCUUGGAGUUAUUAAAUAGGCAAUUUUCUUUACUUAAACACGUCACUCCUCUCAUUCAGAGGGUUGAUUAUCUUCAGUCUUCCCCCCCCAAUCAUAUCCUUCUGUCUCCCUUUUCUUAACCUGGUUGUCACUGGCAUUCCUUCCCAAAGCUUCCUUUUCAUUGCAUUUCUUUAUUUCUUCCUUCUCGUGCAUAACAAAUCUCUCACAGGUAGAACAGUAUGAUCCAAGCUCUGACAAAUGGUCUCCUACUACAAGUAUGAUUGAACACAGGAGUAGUGUGGGGAUAGGGGUUCUUGAUGGCUUUCUUUAUGCAGUAGGAGGGUAUAAUGGACAAGUCACUGUUAACACAGCUGAGAGAUAUAAUCCACGAACUGGAGAAUGGAAUAUGAUCACUGAGAUGAACACAGUACGCAGCAUGCUUGGAGUGGCAUCCAUGAAUGGUCAGCUUUAUGCAGUUGGUAGGUUGAUCCAGUAUUCAGAGAGAUCAAUAUCUGACAAACGCUUGAAGAAAACUUAAGGAAGAUCUGUAAAAAACAUUUUCCUCAGAAGAUAUGGGAAGAAGACUGGGGAAGGUUGUUUGAACCCUGAAUAGGAUUUAUCUAGGGCUAGCUGCUUGCAAAAAGCUUUAUGUUAUCAUGAAAGCUUUUCCUGAAAAUACAUGUAGUAUCAAUCUUGCUGCAAAAAUCCCUGGUCUUGAGUUAUGAAAUAAAUCUCUAUUAACUGUUAUGUACUGGCUGGUAGCUGUGCUAGUUAGCUCCUGGUUGAAGAUAAGCAGUUAACUAACUAAAGUUUUAUGUUCCUAUUGAUCCAAGCCUGUGAGCAGGCACUAACUAUUGAUUCCACACAAGCAUUUUGUUGCCCAUGGGAAAUUACGAGGCAUUUAGCAAUGUGAACUGGCGAGAGGUUUGCAAGGAGUCUAGGAGUGUGAUUUCCUUGUUUUCCAUUUCCUUGCCAAGCCACAUAUGCUGGUAAAUUUUGAAACAUUUUUCCUCAACAAGUUUUGUUUGUAUUUUUAAGGUGGCUAUGAUGGUGUGACAGACCUCUCCUCUGUAGAGUUUUAUAGCAAUCAAACCAACCAGUGGCAGGUAGUGUCAUCCAUGAAGACUCCACGUUCUAUGGCGGGUGUGACAGUUUUAAAUGAUGUUUUGUUUGCUGUGGGUGGAUGCAAUGGUCAGAGUUUAGAAAGUGUUGAAAUCUAUACACCCGAGACUGACACCUGGAUGAUAAUUGCUCCCAUGAAAGAGCCUCGUAGUGGUGUGGGGACAGCUGUUAUUGAUGGUCUGUUGUAUGUUCUUGGUGGUUAUAAUGGAACAGAUUAUCUUAAUAGUGUGGAGGUUUUUCAUCCUCAGAAAAAGCGAUGGACCUCAGCAACAAGUAUGAAAACAAAUCGAAGACGAUUUGGCUGUUGUUCAUAGCUUGCUUAGAACACAGAAGUGUUUACUUUGAUUGAUCAUCAAAUUUUUUAAAAUUUUAAAAGAAAUCUAAGUGAACUGCAUGGGCCCAGUUGUUUUUCAAUCUACAGUAUUAAGGGCAAACUGAUGCUGCAAAGAUGUUCUGUUAGUUUUUAAAAUGGACAAGUCUGAUUUAACCCUUUCAAGCACUAGUCUUGAUUGAGUUGUAAUACACCUGGUUGUAGGAAACAAUAAAUGGCUCUGAUAAGUCAGGAUUUUUGUUUGCAACACUCAAUUUUCUCAUAAUACACCCACUGUCAAAUUAUUCAAAGGAAUGGUAGGAGAAAAGGACACAAGCAACAGGGAGAGGAC